Molecule: messenger RNA, 1175 nt
Organism: Actinia tenebrosa (Australian red waratah sea anemone)
Lineage: Eukaryota; Metazoa; Cnidaria; Anthozoa; Actiniaria; Actiniidae
Source: RefSeq, a predicted model, not a curated record
ACUACGUUUCAAGAUACACAAAAGCCGGUUUMACAUGUUUUUCAAACAAUGCACACCACUUUUUAUGGAGUGUAAUCUAUAAACAUCUGUUUAGUACAAAAAAAAGACAAACUCUAUGUUAGCCAACUUUGUCGGUUGGCAAAAAAAAAGGAACAAGUACAAGGUAUAAAGUACAAGUUACUUUCAACAUGGUUGUCAUAAGCAUUGCGUUAGCGUUCGUUUUGUUUCGCCUUGCUAUGUGUGAAGAAGUUUUUCGUGCAAGUAAUUCAGGUGUUUUCUCGUUUGGAAACUUCUUUCCUCACAAGGACCACAAGCUUGUUGCAGCGACACUGAAGGACGAAAGAGUCGUGUCUUCUGAUGAAUGCCUAGUUCGAUGCGUCCAAACUCACGGAUGUUUAUCUGUCAAUGUGAACACAACUGGUGAUGACCAAGGCUUDYAUGUGUGUGAGCUCUUGGCUUCUGACAAAUAUGAAAACCAGUCGAAUUUUAGACCAAGCAAAGGGAUUGAUCAUUACAGCAUUGCGAGUCCAUGCGAGAGAAAACCGUGCAAGCAUCGAGGAAAGUGUGUUCCAUUCUAUACAAACCACACCUACAAAUGUGAAUGUCCUGCAGGCACACUGGGACAAGACUGUCAGAUACCAGAUUUUCGCAGCUGCGCACAACGAUUUGCUGCUGGCUACACAAACAGCGGUAUCUACGAAAUCAUUACUCCAGACAAAAACAAGAUCGAUGUUUACUGUGACCAUGGCAACGGAGAAGAUGAUUCAGGCUGGACGAUGGUCUUCAAGGCYGUAAGUGGUGUACCACUACAACAACAAGGUCCUUCAGUAUUAUGGCUGUCAAACUCUCUUCUAGAAUCCUCGUCGUCAGCUUUACCCAUAAACAGCUCGUCCAGACAGCACUACAAGAACAGAAUCGUAGAGCACUGGCAGGCAUUCAAUCCAACACAGGUUCGAUUGUCGUUGUACAAGGACAAGACAGAGGUUGUUCGUUUGGUAUUCAACGCCAAAGGAUCUACCAAGACCAACUGGUUUUCUCGUGAUCGUCUUCUAACAAGUCCCUGGACAGACAUACAUUCCCAGCCUGUCAACUACUUCUCCAUCGCUGGUCAAAUCAGGGAUGGUUUCAGGCGAACCUUUUUCAUAAACAGCAAAUAUUCUGGAUGCCCAACGGAC